This is a messenger RNA of Cajanus cajan (pigeon pea), 2392 nucleotides long. RefSeq names its product O-fucosyltransferase 20. The record is from RefSeq and is a predicted model, not a curated record. Gene Ontology annotation, cellular component: cytoplasm. Lineage: Eukaryota; Viridiplantae; Streptophyta; Magnoliopsida; Fabales; Fabaceae.
GAACUAAACUUGUCCAAAUCCUCAAACCUCAGUUUCCACUCCUUUGAUUACGCGUUGAAAAACUUUGAUUUAUCUUCGUGUUCCCGCCGACCCUCUUCUCUCUCUCUCUAGAAAAAAGAAAAAGAGACUUUGAAUGAAAACUAGAUUGAGUCUCUUUUAAAAACAAACCAAACUCAUAAUCUCUCACUAUGUCCUUCUUCUUGUGAAGAAGAAGUUCAGAACAAUAAAAGCAAAGCAGUCACAUAACAUAACACCCUUUCUCUCUCUAAUGGCCAAGUCCAAGAACAAUGCCAAGAAGAUGUCUUACAUAUCAGUUCCUUCUCAGAUCAUAAACUCCAUAUCAUCUUCUUCUCUUCAAUCUCUUCUUGACUCUCCCAAGAAGUCUUCAAGGAACACUAACAGGUUCUUUAUCUUCUUCACAAACAGCAUCUUCAGGAGUCCUAGACUGUGGUUUUCCACACUCUUUCUCUUUGGUUUCUUUGGCAUGCUCAAGUUUGGCCUCAUUCUCCCCACCCCAUUUUCUUCCUACCCAUGUGCCACAACCCUGCCUCGGAGCCUGAUCUCAAACCCGCCUUCAAAUUCCAACCUUGGUGUUGUGAGAGAGCAAAAAGAUGAGAUUUUGAAGAAUGACCCUUUGGUGGUUUCCCUUGUGGAACUGAGGGCACAGGGAUUGGACACAGUGGAAGGUGAUGAGGGCGUUGAGAAGAGUGAGUUUUGGAAGCAGCCAAAUGGGUUGGGAUACAAACCUUGCUUGAGUUUUAGCAGGGAUUAUAGAAGAGCAAGUGAGGGGGUUCUAAGGGAUAGGAGAAAGUACCUCAUGGUGGUGGUUUCUGGGGGGUUGAAUCAGCAGAGGAAUCAGAUUGUUGAUGCUGUUGUCAUUGCUAGGAUUCUUGGAGCUGCUUUGGUUGUUCCUAUAUUGCAAGUCAAUGUCAUUUGGGGUGAUGAAAGUGAAUUUGGUGACAUAUUUGACUUGGAGCACUUCAAGAGAGUUCUUGCCAAUGAUGUGCGAGUGGUGUCAGCAUUGCCAUCAACGCACCUAAUGACAAGGCCAGUGGAGGGGAGUCCUCCUCUUCAUGUCACUCCUAGUUGGAUCCGUUCAAGAUAUCUCAGAAGAUUCAACAGAGAAGGUGUUUUACUCUUACGUGGUUUGGAUUCAAGGCUGUCAAAGGAUCUUCCUUCUGAUCUUCAAAAGCUUCGAUGCAAGGUUGCUUUCAAUGCAUUAAGGUUUGCUCAGCCGGUUCAGGAACUUGGUGACAGGAUUGCAGAGAGAAUGAAGAGCAAGGGACCUUACCUUGCUCUUCAUCUAAGAAUGGAAAAGGAUGUGUGGGUGAGGACUGGAUGCCUCCCUGGUCUGAGUCCUGAGUUUGAUGAGAUUAUUAACAAUGAAAGGAUACAGCGGCCGGAGCUCCUAACUGCAAGAUCAAACAUGACUUACCAUGAAAGGAAGAUGGCUGGUUUAUGCCCCUUGAAUGCUGUGGAGGUUACCAGGCUGUUGAAAGGUCUAGGAGCUCCAAAGAAUGCAAGAAUUUAUUGGGCUGGAGGGCAACCCUUGGGUGGAAAAGAAGCCUUGCUUCCAUUAAUCCAAGAAUUCCCAAAUUUUUAUAGCAAGGAGGAACUUGCCUUGCCUGGAGAACUACAACCAUUUGCAAAUAAGGCUUCCAUAAUGGCUGCCAUAGAUUACAUAGUCUCUGAGAAGAGUGAUAUUUUCAUGCCAUCUCAUGGGGGAAACAUGGGCCAUGCAAUUCAGGGUCACCGGGCAUAUGCUGGUCACAAAAAAUAUAUAACCCCAAACAAGAGACACAUGCUCCCAUAUUUUCACAAUUCGUCCCUCUCUGAAGAAGAGUUCAACAGGAUUAUCAAGGAGUUGCACCAAGACUCAUUGGGGCAGCCAGAACUUAGAACUUCCAAGGCUGGGAGAGAUGUUACCAAGUAUCCUAUUCCUGAGUGCAUGUGCAAUGAUGACUGACAUGCUCCAUCAUGAUUUACAAAUUAAUGCCAAAGUUUGUGGCAUAAAAAGCUACUUGGCAAUUAACAAGGAAGUGAGUGCUAUUAUCAAAAAGAUGAGCAAUUUUGAUCCCUUUGGAACCACUUCAGGGAAACUAUGGGAGUUAUAACUUCUGAGCAUCCAUCUUUUACUACAUAUCAUGUCAAGCACUCCUCAUCAUGCAGGUGUAUCAUUAUUCCUUGAACACGUUUAUGUCUGGCAAUGUACAUUUCCAUCAUCAGUCAAAUGAUAGAUUCAAAAUAAUACACAACAGCAGAUCAUUCUUUGAUUUUUUUCUUUAUAGAGAUUGUAUAGGAUACAUGUCCUCUUUUGCUGUGUAAUUCUUUUUAUCAACAAUAUGAAGACUAGUUGAUAUUUGUAUAUAUAAUCAUUUUUGGAUUCCUGUCA